This is a messenger RNA of Pseudophryne corroboree (corroboree frog), 1281 nucleotides long. RefSeq names its product C-C motif chemokine ligand 27 (gene CCL27). Bases 51 to 338 code for a protein of 95 amino acids. Gene Ontology annotation, biological process: immune response. Lineage: Eukaryota; Metazoa; Chordata; Amphibia; Anura; Myobatrachidae. The transcript has 3 exons. Gene Ontology annotation, molecular function: chemokine activity. Gene Ontology annotation, cellular component: extracellular region. The record is from RefSeq and is a predicted model, not a curated record.
UCACAGAACAGAAGGUUGUUUCCUGACCUGGAACCGUAACACUCAGGACUAUGUCAGCCCUGCAGACCACCAUCCUCGUGGCUUGCAUCCUGGUCAUCACCGCACCACCUGGCCAAGGUAUGCCGUUUCACCCUGUCCCUUGCUGCACCAAGCUGGCGAAACGCAUCCCAAAGAACCUGCUGCAGCAGGUGACCAAGGUCCGCUUCCAGAAGAAUGAUGGGAUAUGCAGCCUAAAGGCUAUUGUGCUACAUGUGGAGGACCAGCAGAGAUGUAUGGACCCCAACAACAGGGCUCUCCAGGCGUGGGUGAAAAAGAACCAGCCCAACAAGCACCUGUGAAGCAACAUGUACGUUCUAUACGGUACAAGUGCCCUGAUCCGCUUCUCCGCAGAUUGCCACGCAAGUUAUCAAAUCGCAGCCACCAUCCGCCCUAAGCAGAACACGGCUGGUUCUUCCCAGAGUGGAAACGAUGGACUUCUUGGCAGGGUUCUGGAAGACAAACACUGAACCGAAACAUUAUUUGUAAACCGUCAACCUGCCUGAUUUGUUGGAUGGCCGGCGAGGCGCAGAGGGUGUGGCACAGAGAGUCGCAUCAUCGCGGACCAGACAGCACUCCUCAAUGCUGUGAUUAAAUGGUGUCACCCGGAUUGCCCACUUCGCUGGAGAACUGGAGGGGACCUGUGAGACUGAUCUAUUCUCUCGGGAGUCCGGGAGAGCUCCAAAAUUUCUGAGUUUCCGGUACAUUCCAGGAGAGAAAGACAUUUGAUUAAUGCCCAGAGUUAUCAAGCCUUGGAGAGUGAUUAACUACACUGUGAUAAGUAGAAACCAAUCAGCUCCCAACUGUCAUUCAAACACAGCCUGUAACAUGACAGUUAGGAGCUGAUUGACUGCUACUUUAUCACCGUGCAAUUUAUCUCUCUCCAAGGCUUGAUAAAUCUGGGCCAUUGACUGUUAUUAGGCCAAUUAAUAGCUCUUUUAUAGAUAAUUCAGGAUUAUGUCUUCCUCCUUAUUCUGAUCUAUAAUAACAUAUGUCCUACUGUACAUUAUAUACAUCAGGCAGCCUAGGUCUCUGCUGCUGAAAUACUACUACCAGUCCCAGCAAGACAUCAGAAUGGCGGAUAUGACUGCACUGUAUGAUAUAUCUCAUCACGGUGUCUAUGCCGCCUUCUACCUGUUAUACUGUAUUACCUGUUACACGGAUAUAUAUAUAUAUAUAUAUAUAUAUUUAUUCUGUGUCAUCAUGUUGCAUUACCUUCCUGAUGUCAUAAAAUUGUAUUCUCCA